GGGCGAGUCCUUGAUGGAGGGGGUCUCGACGGUGUUGCGGGGGAAAUGUUGGGACAAUGCGGCGCUCCAAUGGCGAAGUCGGAGGCAUCAGUGGUGACAUAGAAAUGGCGAGUGGGGUCGGUGAUCUUGAGGACAGGGGCCGUGGUGAUGGUUUGCUUGAGAAAGUCGAAAGCGUGUUGGCGGCGAUUGUUCCAAUUGAAGGGCUCGUCCUUGCGUGUGAGUUCGUGGAGAGGGACUUGGCGAAUGUGCUGAAGGUGGGACUCGAAGGUGGGGCUAAAGAUGAGGAUGUCAUCAAGGUACACGACGACACAGACUUCGAGGAGGUCACGGAAGAUGUGGUUCAUGGUGGACUGGAAUGUGGCGGAGGCAUUGGUGAGUCUGAAAGGCAUUAUGAGGAACUCGUAGUGCCCGAACCGAGAGCGGAAUGCGGUCUUGUGGGUGUCCUCCUCGCGGAUACGGAUCUGGUGGAAGCCACUGCGGAGGUCGAUCUUGGUGAAAUAUUUGGCUCCACGGAGGCGAUCAAGAAGUUCAGAUAUCCGGGGGAGUGGGUACUUGUUCUUGAUCGUGAUCCGGUUCAAGGCACAGUAGUCUGUGCACAUGCGGAGUUUCGAGGUACCGUUCUUCUUGACGAAGAGAUAACUGGUUCCGAAGGGGGAGGAGCUAGGCUUAAUGAAUCCUUUUUCAAGGAGUUCAUUGAGCUGGCGCUUCAUUUCUUUGGCCUCGGGGACGGAGAGUUGGUACAGAGGGCGGCAAGGAGGAGAAUGACCGGGCUCGAGAUCAAUGGUGUGGGAUACACCUCGAUCGGGAGGUGUAAAUUUCUGGAGACGGCGGGGUGGAGAGGAAGAAGGUGGUCGGGAGGCGCGAUCCGGCCGUUCCAUCCGCAUAAGGUGGGCGACCUGGAGGUCUCAAUGGUGAAUUGGGAGGGGUCGAGAGGUGGGUGGAGUGGUGUCGUCAGGGGUGAUGUUAUGGAAGAAACGGGGGCAGGAGGGAGCGGGCGCGGACUAGUGAUGGGGGUGGAGGAGUGGAUUGUGGUGAAGCAUGCGAGAGAGGAGGUUAGCAAGGGGCGUGUCGGGUUCGUGGGCGAGGGCGGUCGCAAGAUCUUUGUGGCAUACUCGCUUGAUGCGGGAGAUAAACGCAAAGUCGGGAAUGACGGUAGUGGGGAGGUGAUGGCGGAGGGAGCGGAUGUAUUGGACGAAGUGGUCCGUGGGACCGGUCUGGCGGAGGUGGCAGAAUUGUUCGAGGUAGUCAUCGAUGGUUUUCUGGGGGCGGAAGGUGGGAGUGAGAAGGUUGGCCCAUUGGAGGAAGGAGUGACGCGGUCCUCCGGAGGCAUGGCGGUUGCUGACUUCGGCCAUCCACCAUUUGGCAGCAUUGCCGAGGAGGUGGGAGGUGGCAAUGGGAAGCCAGUAGACAAGGGGCAUGUGGUGGAGCUUGAAAGAGUUCUGGAGCUGGGUAAACAAGAGGAAAACGUCCUCGAGGGGAAGACCGGAGAAGGGCAUGAUGUCGGCGGAUCGGAAGGAACGAGGGAUUUCCCCUUCGCGGGAAACGAUCCGGGCGAGGGUGUUGAAGUUAAAGUUAUCGGGGGUAGUGUCGUAGCAGGUGUAAUCGAAUUGGCUGUUGUCGUCAAGGAGGUAGUUGGGGGGAAGUUGUGGCAUUGCGGGGUAAGCCCCGGAGGUCCAGGAGACGAGAGGAGAUUGCGGAGAGAGGAUAGAGAGAGAGCAGCGGCAAGGAGAGCGAGGGCAGCUGACGAUUGUGCGAGGUCUAGAAUUCCAGCUAGCACCGGUACAACCAUGGCCACUUCAUCUACCAUGUCGCAAACCUCUUCACAGUCCACUUUGUCAGGAGUUAGUCAGAGUGGUUCUCAGGGGUCCAUUAGCCAGAGUGCUAGCUUGCGAGUCGGCCAACAGACUCAACUCACGCCGGAGGAUUAUGAAAUCCUCCAAGCAGAAGAACUUCAGGAUGAGCUACAGCGGCAAUUUGAUGAGGCAGCAGAGAGGAGAAGGAAAGCAAUCAUGAGGAAAGCUAGACUAGGCGUGGUAGAAAGGGAGGUUGUUCAUGCAAUAGAGGUUGUCCCAGGUAGUAAGGUGCCUAGAGGACGAAUCUAUAGGAUGUCUCCAGCGGAGUUAGAUGAGCUCCGCCGCCAGCUCAAGGAGCUCACAGAGAAGGGAUGGAUUCGACCUAGUACCUCCCCUUACGGCACUCCAGUCCUAUUCAUACCAAAGAAGGGAGGUACCUUGAGGAUGUGCAUUGACUAUAGGGGCCUCGAUGCCAUCACCGUUAAGAACGCGGAGCCCCUACCCCGCAUCGACGACCUCUUGGAUAGAGUGCAGGGAUGCAGGUACUUCACCAAGAUAGAUUUGAAGUCCGGAUACCAUCACAUUGCCAUUAGACUUGAGGACCAGCACAAAACGGCAUUUCAGACCAGGUACGGUCUGUACGAGUUUGUGGAGAUGCCCUUUGGCCUAUGCAAUGCACCUGGUACGUUCCAACACGCGAUGAACAUGAUUUGUCAUGAUUACUUAGACAAGUUUAUCGUCGUGUACCUCGACGAUAUUCUUAUCUUUAGUAAGCUUGUAGAGGAGCAUGCUGAGCACUUGAAAAUAGUGUUAGAUCUCCUAAGACAGCACCAGUACAAGGUUAACUUGGAGAAAUGCGAGUUUGGUCGCACCAAGAUCUUGUACUUGGGUCAUGAAAUCUCAGUUGAUGGACUGAGGCCGAAUGAUGCCAAGGUGGCCAGCAAAUGUGACUGGCCCAGACCUCAGACUGUUACUGAGGUCAGAUCGUUUUUGGGGAUGACGGGCUAUUAUCAUCCGUUGUGAAGAACUAUAGUACUAUAGCUUCCCCACUAACAAAUCUAACUCGAAUUG
This is a messenger RNA of Chara braunii, 2864 nucleotides long. The record is from the annotation of a GenBank genome assembly. NCBI's taxonomy places the organism in Eukaryota, Viridiplantae, Streptophyta, Charophyceae, Charales, Characeae.